UCAGGUGUCAAUGUCAUAAAAUACUGCUGAAAAAAUGGCUGAGCAUUGUUUUGAUGUGCAAUUAAUUAGUUUUUAAUUCAUAAAUUCAAGUAAUUUCGUGAAAAUGAAUAGAAUUUUUAUCUUUAGGCCCUGAGAAGUUGUAUAACUUUAUUUAUAUUUAGUGGAUUGUCCUUCACAAAAUCUUGUUUGGUAAUAAAUCGUGCAAUAAAAUGGGUUCGCACCCAAAAAGAAGUUCAGCCGAAUGGUUUAUCGACCAGUUAAAUGUGGAUAACGCAAAGUUGGUGGCGUUUGUUCUAGUCCUUGGGUUUAUAGGAUACCACGGAAUAUUGCAUUUAAGAUAUGGUCCUGAUUCAUGUACUUGGCUGUUGUCAUCAGGAAGGUACAAAGGUGAUCAUGAAUGGCAACCAUAUGGGUGUAUGUUACACAAGUACUCCAAAACAGAUGCAAGAAGAUGUUUGAGGUAUUUGGCAUUUUGGGGUAAAUAUAACAGUUUUGCCUUUAUUGGAGACUCAAGGCUUGAACAAUUGUAUGAAUAUUUUAUAGGAGUAAUUAAAACUAGGCUGGACAUGGAUUCCUCCUACUCCACAGUGGAUCACCACAUGCCCAACUAUACUUAUGUGGAUAAUAAACUGAAACUAUCUAUCACGUUUAUAUGGAGCGACGAUGUUUCAAAGACCAUGGUAGAACAGUUUAGAACUUGGCAAUAUUCAGACCGCCCACCAUCAGUAAUAGUAGCAAGCGCGGGCCUACAACUGGUAAAGAACCGCAACAUCACAGAGCAAGCGUUAGAGCAGUACAAGAGAAAUCUGACGCAGUUGGUACAGCCUGUGGACUCGCUGGCUGCCCGCGGCACUCGCGUGCUGUGGAAGACGAUGGAGGCUGUGGACGUCGCUGCACUAAAGAGCGACAUCAAAAUCAGCAACGCCGACAUCGACGCCUACAAUAGAGCUGCGUUAGAGAUACUGCAACAUAGUGCUACGAAAAUAUGGGAUUCCCCGCGUCUAGCCUCCGCCGCGGCGUCUUCAGGCGACGGGCUCAGUAUCAGCCCUACCGCCCUGAGGCACUCGGCGCAGAUCUUACUGAACAUGUUCUGCAACGACCACAUGAACUUCAACGACGGAACGUGUUGUGCGCAGCCUGAGCCCUGCACGCAACUGCAGCUGCUGACCUUUGCGCUGUUCCUGCUAUGCGCAGUGCUAGCCACCAUCCGCGGCGUGUGGCGGUGGUCACAGAACAUCAAGCAGCGGCUAGACGGGUACUCCCUCGUUAACCAGAAAGUGGUGGUCGAGACCCCAUCAGCCAUGGCCGCCAUUGCCAAGCUCGGCAUGAUCAUGGCGUACUUCUAUCUCUGCGACAGAACCAACUUCUUCAUGAAGGAGAACAAAUAUUAUUCAGAAUGGAGCUUCUGGCUGCCUGUUGGAUAUGUCUUUGCUCUGGGACUGUUCUUUACGGAUGAAUCAAGAUCCAGUAGCCAUUCAAGAGUACUCCACCGCGAACAAACCAACGAAUGGAAAGGAUGGAUGCAAUUAGUUAUCCUCGUUUACCAAGUCACUGGGGCCAGCAAAGUUCUGCCCAUAUACAUGCUAGUGAGGGCGCUCGUCUCCUCCUAUCUCUUCCUCACUGGAUACGGCCACUUCUAUUACACCUGGAAGACCGGAGACACUAGCCUGGUCAGAUACUUCAGGGUCAUCUUUCGACUGAACUUUCUAACCGUCGUACUUUGCCUGACUAUGAAUCGGCCGUAUCAGUUCUAUAGCUUCAUACCGUUGGUGUCUUUUUGGUAUACUCUGUUCUUCGUAAUCUGGGCUCUACCACCUCACAUAACUCAGUCAUCGAGUCACACAGUGGAAACCAAGCCAUACCAGUACCUGUACAUAGCCAUCAAGGUCUUCGGCCUUCUGACCAUCGUCACAGUGCUGUACAUGAGCGAGGUGUUCUUCCAGAAGAUAUUCGUGACCAGGCCCUGGAAAGCUCUAUUUGUUAAUGCGGAUGAUGAUAUUCACCAGUGGUGGUUGGAUUGGAAGCAGGAUCGGUACUCAAUGGCCUACGGUAUAAUCUUCGCCACAGCCUACCUUCUAGCCCAACGCUACAAUUUGCUGGACGAUAACAACCAUAGCAACCUUUUCACCCCCGGAAUAUCCCUCAGCGCGACGCUCCUUGCCUUCAUAGGCCUGGGCAGUUACGUAACCUUCACAUUUUUCUGCACAAACACUUUCGAUUGCAACGAAAUUCACAGCUACGUUACAUUUUUACCCAUAGUCAGUUAUAUUUUACUCAGGAAUGUUUCGGGAGCUCUCCGAACGCGUCAUUCAAGUCUUUUCGCGUGGUUCGGCACAAUAACUUUAGAAUUAUUCGCGAGCCAAUCCCAUAUAUGGUUAGCGGCAGAUACACAUGGUGUUCUGGUCUUGAUCCCUGGCGCACCAAUUUUGAACUUAAUCCUAACAUCCUAUAUAUUCAUAUUUACCGCGCACGAAAUACACAAGUUGACGGCGAUAAUUUUACCAUACGCGGUACCAGAUGAUUGGAAAUUAGUUUUGAGGAAUUUUGCCAUUUUUCUGGCGAUUUUGGUGCCGAUUGGGAUACAUGAUGGUAUGUUUUAGAAGACAUUUCAGUCGUCAUCGUUUCAACUAAUAGACGUCCAUUGCUGGACAUAAGUAAAAUUCGUAAAAAUAACGAAUUUUACGAUUCUGUGAAGCUAUUGUGACGCUUCUUAUCCAUCAGUUUUCUCGGAAAUGUGUGAUAUACUCUGUUCACGUCGUGGGUGGUCUUACAAUACUGCAUUUUCCAAUGUGGGGUCGCCAUUUGAACACCUUGGGACUUUCGGUGCAAUGUUAGGUCGCUAUUCCAAUACUUUGGGAUCUUCUGCGAUUUGAGUUUUGACUUGGAAAGAAGUAUUGGGUAUCAGAUGAUUGAAAAUUAGUUUUGAGGAAUUUUGCCAUUUUUCUGGCGAUUUUGGUGCCGAUUAAUUGAUUGAUUGAUUAAAUGAUGGCAUGUCAAGAGUGAAUAGGCAUCUUCUAGGCAAGCGCGCUCCAUCUUAGGCUCCAUCGUAAUUUGCCACCAAGUCUGCAGCCAAGCGCUAGUCUAUAAUUAAAAAAAAUGUAUUAGAAGACUUAGAUGAGUUGUCAUCGUCCCAACCGAUAGACGUCUAUAGUAAAUAGGUCUCUUAAAGGAAUUUCCACACUGCAUGGUUUUCUGACGAUUUUGUGAGCAGUUUUCCGAGAAAUGUUUGAUAUCUCCUUUGUCAACAUUUUGGGUGGUCUAACAGCACUGCAUUUUCCAAUGUAAGGUCGCCAUUUCAGCACCUUGGGACUUUCAAUGAUUUGAGGUACUUGUAAAGAAAGUUUUUUUUAAUAAAAAAAAAAUAGCGAGCAAAUGAGCGGGCGGGUUUAGAAGCCAUUUUGAAAAUUGGCAGUAGUUUUUGCAUAAUAUCGUCAUUAUUUUGGUGAUUUAGUCCCAAUCAGGAUAAAUGGUGAUUUUUUAAGAAUGGCUAUAAGAUUUUUUCUAAUUAUUAUGGCUAUACCUAAUAGCUUUUUUUUGUUGCCCUUUUGUACAAAAUAGUCUUUAUACUGAGUAAACUCAGCUAGUAGCCAUUGAAUUUCCUUGGUAAGGUAGGUAGGUUUGACCUUUUAGAAAUCGGGCAAUCUUGAGCAAUUGGUAGAUCCAAAUGGCAAAAUGAGCCACAAUAAAAACAAUGUACAUAAUAAAUGUUGUGAUAUUUAGAAAUAAGCUUUGUAGUUUUUUGCUUUAAAAUAAUCUUUUGCGUGAAAGCUGUCGAUGCAGGAAAACUCUUUAGUAGGUAAAAUUAGACGUUACGUGAAAAGGAUUCAGGGCAUUGCUUCUAAGCACACCCACUAGGCCAAGUCACUUUAAAGUUCCGAAUGUCUAAAAAUCGGUCAAGUGACAUUCGAUCUCGCACACGAAGGGUUCCAUACAGUCGUACAAGAAAUACCACUUUUUUUUUAAUGGCGGCCAUUUUUUUUUUUAUUAGUUGUUAACUAUAGCUGCAAAAGAAAUUGUACAUACUGUGAAAAUUUCAAUCUCUACCUAUUACGGUACACGAGAUACAGCCUACUAAUAGACGAACGAACGGACGGCGGAGGCUUAAUAGGGUCUCGUUGGCAUCCUUCGGGUACGAAAUCCUAAAACCUUAAUAUUUGUGGGUUGGAUCCUUUCCUUUAACAACAUCCAGUUAGGUAAUAUACAUAAAAUAUAUUAAGGACUUUUAACGUAAGAGGCAUUUUUGUUUAUACAUACGAUGCGACCUCAUAAAAUACGUAUGCUGGUUUUUUUUUUUUGUAGUUUUAGGCUAACGACGUGUCUGAUGGAAUUCCGUGAGCAGAAACACGCGUGUGGAAUUUUUCUUCGCCGUCUUGUCCGUGACAAAUCCGCUCUUCUAAUAUUUAAAUAAAUUAAGAAAUAAAUUAAGGAAGGAAUAUAAUUACUAGCGGCAUUCCGUGCGCGGAGUUACCCUAGAUGUGUCUUUAGCCUUAGACAAUAUUGAGUGUGAUUUAUUUUUAGCUAACUACGUAGGUAGGCACAUACUUAUCUUUUUUUUAAAUUAAAUUUGAAGUACAUAAUUACGGUCAGUAAUUCAGGCUCUGACAGACGGACAAGUGCAAUUUGCUCAGAGACCUCGCUUCACUCUAUUAAUGCAUAAUAUUAUAAAACAAAACCUGUGAUCAAAAGUACACACGCGUGAGAUAAUAUUUGUAAUUUAUUGUAUUCUAGUAAUUUAUUUCCUAUGUACAAAUGCAAUAAAUAAUUUUGAAUA
This is a messenger RNA of Maniola jurtina (meadow brown), 4771 nucleotides long. Its product is annotated as N-acetylneuraminate 9-O-acetyltransferase. The transcript has 10 exons. The record is from RefSeq and is a predicted model, not a curated record. The coding region runs from base 210 to 2600 and encodes 796 amino acids. NCBI's taxonomy places the organism in Eukaryota, Metazoa, Arthropoda, Insecta, Lepidoptera, Nymphalidae.